AUGGACGCUUCCCAUCCGCUUGUUUUAUUUCCAGAAUGCCAUCCAGAAGUUAAAAUUCCAGCUAACAAUGAUGUAACCUCUUCGUCCCAUCCAGUUAAUGUCACAAAAGCCAAGUCUUUUGCCGAUACGGUUAUUGGGCAUUCUAUUUCAUCUUGCAGGAGGAAGAUUGCCAUGGAUGAGGCUAAAUCGUAUGUUGUAAAAUCCCAACAACAGCAGCCUGUCGAGGAGACUAUGCCUGAAGAUAUUCACAAUGGUGCUGUUAAUCAGAACAAAAGUGCUGCAAUUACUAAUGCCUUAAAUGUUGCAGUGAAGAUUGAUAAAAGAGCAGUGGGUGGUACCCCUGGGUAUAUUUCAGAUUCUACUGUUGGAAGUUACAAUGCUGAAAAUGCAGAAGAUUCUCAAGGUCCCCCUCAGGUGAUAUAA
This is a messenger RNA of Vicia faba (fava bean), 423 nucleotides long. The record is from the annotation of a GenBank genome assembly. NCBI's taxonomy places the organism in Eukaryota, Viridiplantae, Streptophyta, Magnoliopsida, Fabales, Fabaceae.